This is a messenger RNA of Musca domestica (house fly), 1697 nucleotides long. RefSeq names its product putative odorant receptor 92a. NCBI's taxonomy places the organism in Eukaryota, Metazoa, Arthropoda, Insecta, Diptera, Muscidae. The record is from RefSeq and is a predicted model, not a curated record. The transcript has 4 exons. Gene Ontology annotation, molecular function: odorant binding; olfactory receptor activity. Gene Ontology annotation, cellular component: plasma membrane. The coding region runs from base 528 to 1592 and encodes 354 amino acids. Gene Ontology annotation, biological process: detection of chemical stimulus involved in sensory perception of smell; sensory perception of smell.
CAGGUGUCUUUAUAAUUUUGCCACAAUUUUAUUUCAAUGUCCUCAGUGCCUGGUUAUGUCAAUUAGCAAACAUUGUUGCGUUGAAAAAUGUAAAUAUUUACAACGUUUGCGGUCGUUAACCACAAAACUGAAAGUGUGCCAUCCACGUACAUUAACCUGGAACAAGUUAUUGUCUUAACCUCUUCCAAAUUUCCACAUUAGUUUUAAAUAAAAAUCCUUCAUCCUUCAUAGUGUAUAAUAGUGGGUUAAUUCCUGUAGACUCUACGUUGCACGUGUCACAUGGGUGUUUCAUAUUUUAACACCUUAGAAUUUCCAAACCGCAUAAAAUUCGCACUCCUUCCUGCUCAGUACUUUUCCACGAAAAUAUUGAUGGCUGGCAAUGAUUUUCCCAUAAGCAUUUCAAUCAUUCAUCCAACAACACACAAUCGCUUAACAUCACGGCCAAGGUUAACGCAUCGAAGGAUAACAAAAAAUUUGAAAAUUACCUCCAAGUCCCCCGAUUUAUUUUGAAAUUUCUCGGUGUUGACAUGACAAUUGAGCCAAGAAAAUUUUCAAAAUAUUUAAAAAUCACAAUCACCUUAAAUCAAAUUCUGAUCAUUGUUCUGCAAAUCAUUUAUAAUCUCACCACCCAGGAUGAGGGUGUUGAUGUUUUGACCAACAUUAUUUACAUCAAUUACAAUGUUGUGGCAUUGGGAAAACUCCUCUCCAUGUAUUAUCGGCGUCAGACAUUGGCCAAAGUUCUGGAAAUCCUAGAUGGAAUAUAUCCCACACAGCGGAUCGAAGAGAAAUAUAAUUUGAACAGCUAUUUUCGUUAUUAUUCACGAAUUGAAACUUUCAUUUGGUCAUUUUAUCGUUUGGUUGGUCCAGUCUAUGUAACCCUACCAUUGGUGCAGUCUUUGAAGAGUAUAUGGACUUUGGGAAAAUUUACUUUAAUAUUACCUCUGUCUUUGUGGAAAAUGGGCGAUCCAUUGGAUAACGAUUGGUGGUUAACAUAUCUGUUCUACUAUCUGAUUGGUGCAUUUUCUUCGAUUUCUUCGGGAAUGACCAUCACUGGCUGUGAUCUCUGUUUGUAUAGCUUAAUAACUCAACUGUGUAUGCAUUAUGAUCUAUUAUCUCAGCGAAUUAUGGAACUGCAACCGGCCGCGGGAGAAGAGAAUGCUACGAAACGGCUGGGUAUUUUAACACGUCAGCAUUUGAUUGUAACAAAUGUAGCCAAUGAAAUCAACAUAUUCUCUGUAAUGUCUUCAUCGUUCACCCUUUGUUUGGUGGCCUACCAAAUGUUGGAUGAUGUCUCAAUUUUCACCAUUGUUAAGGCCUUCAUACUACUCUUAUACGAAAGCAAACAAGUGAUUAUCACUUGCUAUAUUGGACAAAAGCUAAAGGAAUGUAGUUCGUUAGUCAAUGCAUCCUUGUAUGCCCACAGUUGGUAUGAUGGCUCCACACGAUACAGACGUCGUGUACUUUAUAUGCUGCUGUGUACCAUGCAACCGUUUGUUUUGAAUUUCAUGGGGAUUGCUGAUAUAACAGUGAUAACACUGAAAGAGGUUUAUGGAAAUGCUUAUAGACUCUUCACAGUAUUCAAGAGUGCCUAAUCAUUGUGAAAUUGUCCUCAUAAACAACUUUUAAUUGCGUAUGGUGUGGACAUCCUAUUUAUAGUUUCAUCUUCUCCCACACAUGAUGGAAAGGACUUAGACUAA